Messenger RNA from Branchiostoma belcheri (Belcher's lancelet), 2232 nucleotides. Its product is annotated as plasminogen-like. The record is from RefSeq and is a predicted model, not a curated record. Gene Ontology annotation, molecular function: serine-type endopeptidase activity. Bases 158 to 1729 code for a protein of 523 amino acids. The transcript is spliced from 11 exons. NCBI's taxonomy places the organism in Eukaryota, Metazoa, Chordata, Leptocardii, Amphioxiformes, Branchiostomatidae. Gene Ontology annotation, cellular component: extracellular region. Gene Ontology annotation, biological process: proteolysis; complement activation; acrosome reaction.
GGCCAGAGCGUGAUAUUUACAUUAGGUGUGUCACAAUUUACAGCGUUUACUGAUAAUUUUACCUUGUUUCAGACUUAGGUAUUGCAAUAUCGAGUCCACCCGUUAAAAGGGGGCUGCCUAGAGAAGAAAACUUUGUCCGUGACAAGAUCCGCUCACUAUGUGGUACCUAGUUCUCCUCGUGGCCCUUCCUUUGGCACUCGGGCAAGGAUGCGGUGAGUACCUGACCACCCCUACAGGCGAGUUCACCACUCCGAACUAUCCCGGCGAUUACCCGAACAACACCCUCUGUAACUGGAACAUCCAGGUACUUUCUGCCAGUCACUUGUACCUGCAGUUCGAGGAUCUGGAGUUGGAGGAAGUAGGGGGCGUUUGUCGUGACCGAGUUGACGUCUGGGAUUUGGCUGCCCCCAACCCACUCUUAGCCCGUGUUUGCGGGGAUACCCCUCCCGGACUCAUCACUACCGCCAGCAGCUCUAUCUUCCUCAACUUCCAGUCGGACGACUCCAUUUCUGGGCGGGGGUUCAAGGUCUCCUACACGUCAGAGCGACUACCUAUGGGGGUGUCCUGGGAUUGUUACACGGGCGAAUCCAUUGACUACCGAGGGACGGUCCGUGUGACUGAGACUGGGAAGACAUGUCAGCGGUGGAGCAGCCAGACACCACACGCACACAACUUCAGACCAGAGGUUAUUACCGACAGAGGUCUUGACGAGAACUUCUGUAGAAAACCGGACGGAAACAACACGUACUACUCCGACGAGAGGCCGUGGUGCUACACCACCAACCCAAGUGUACGCUGGGAAUACUGUGACAUCACUCCCUGUGAGGACGGAGUGACACCCACCGUCCCUACUACAACCGUGUCCACCACUACAGUCUCCACUAUCCCGCCCACACCGGACUACUGGACCGGCUCGACAUUGUCUCCGAACAUCAGCGAAUGUGGAGUUCCCUCCAUCCCGCCUAUAACUAACACCUCCGCCAGGAUUAUAGGUGGUAUCGACUCUCGGCCUGGGAGCUGGCCUUGGCAGGUUUCUCUCUGGCAGCGGGGCUACGAUUCUCACGUGUGCGGAGCGUCUCUGAUUGGUCGCCAGUGGGUCCUCACCGCGGCACACUGUGUUGAAAGGGCUCAAAAUCCGACCCAGUGGAAGGUCCGUGUAGGUACCUACACGCGGGAGGUCGACGACCCCAAUCAGGAGAUGCAUGACGUGAAGCACGUCAUCAUGCACCCACACUAUGACACCAUGUCUCUGGACAACGACAUCGCGCUGCUGCAGCUGAACGAUCCAGUCACUGUCUCUGCGCAUGUGCAGCCGGUGUGCAUCUCAGCGCAGGAGGUUCCCGAGGGUUACGACUGUUACGUCACAGGAUGGGGAGACACCACAGGAUCCGGCAACGAUCUCGCUUACUUCCUGCAACAGGCUCGGAUCCAGAUCAUCGACACGGUCACGUGUAACCAGUGGAACUGGUACAACAAUGAGGUCACAGGGAACAUGCUGUGUGCUGGGUACGAGGCUGGCGGGGUGGACGCCUGUCAGGGUGACUCAGGCGGGCCGAUGGUCUGUCAGGGUAAGGACGGCCAGUGGUACCAGGCUGGGAUCGUGUCGUGGGGCCACGGCUGUGCCCAGGCCAAGAAGCCUGGCGUCUACACCAAGGUGGCUAAGUUCGUCCACUGGCUAGACCAUACCAUGUCAGUACAUGACAACGAUCACGCCAUCUUUGGAAAAUAACCACAGAUCAGAUUAUCAAGAAAGUUCAUCUGUGUUGGUAGUAGCCACAGUACAACGUUAAAUUUUAUUCCCACUCAAAGAGUACAAAGGGAUCACAUUUUCAACGACCACUGUUUUAAGAGGUAUAAAGGAGGCCAUAUAUAUCAGGGCACUCCAGUCACCACUUAAUAGAGACGGUGGACGAUAUAGACUUCCUUCCACGUUUGAACAAUUGCUGACGUCACGUAUCCGUAAAGUCUCGUGUGAAUAAGGUCACGUGUCUCUAACUGCAACUCUCGCGGGUUUAUGUUCUAAGUGAUUGGUCAUUCAUUAUCCUGAUGGAGGCAACAGUGGUCGUUUAAAAUUUCAUCCCAGUGUACUCUUUGUGUUGGAAUAAAGUUCGACAUUGCAAUAUAACCACAGAUCAAAAUGAGUGGUAAAUUCCACAGGACAACCGUCGGCAGUAUGGGAAUGUUGCCAGAGCAUGGGUGUCCAUAGAUUGAAUUAAACUUGUUGACCAUCAA